AUGAACAAACUGGAGGAAAGGGUGGCUCCCCAGGCAUGGAACCAAGCAAGAAUGCAACUCAACAGGGUGUCUCCCCAGGGUGGCUCCCCAGGCAAGAAUGCCACUCAACAGGGUGGCUCCCCGGGCAAGAAUGCCACUCAACAGGGUGGGUCCCCAGGCAAGAAUGCCACUCAACAGGGUGGCUCCCCGGGCAAGAAUGCCACUCAACAGGGUGGGUCCCCAGGCAAGAAUGCCACUCAACAGGGUGGCUCCCCGGGCAAGAAUGCCACUCAACAGGGUGGGUCCCCAGGCAAGAAUGCCACUCAACAGGGUGGGUCUCCAGGCAAGAAUGCAACUCAACAGGGUGGGUCCCCAGGCAAGAAUGCCACUCAACAAGGUGGAUCCCCAGGCAAGAAUGCCACUCAACAGGGUGGGUCCCCAGGCAAGAAUGUAACUCAACAGGGUGGGUCCCCAGGCAAGAAUGCCACUCAACAGAGUGGGUCCCCAGGCAAUGAACCAAACAAGAAUGCAACUCAAGCGGGCUCUGGAGGGCAGAACGGAUCUCAAGCAGGUGAACCAGGGAAUAAAAUAAUUACAACUAUCACUACUUCAUCUGGAUCUCAAAGCGGUAGCACUAAUGACGGAAAUAAUUCACAAUCGACCACUAAGACCUCAGUAAACAAAACAGAAUCUGGGCAAUCAGGCGGAGUCAACGCACUGGGCAAAACUCCAUCAGACAAGCCAGGGACGAAGACAACUAUAACCAUAACUGAUUCCUCAGGAUCUCAAAGCGUUGUGAUAUCUGGACAAGGAGGAACCGCUACUACAUCUGGAUCGACAACAGGCAAUACUAAAGAUGGGGACGGAUCAACGAAAUCAACUUCUCAGACUUCGGGCACUUCUUCAGGGAAUGCUACAGCUGGCUCGACCACUGGUAGUUCAACAAAAGUGAGCAAGACAAGCGAGACUGGUGACAACCAAGAUAAACAAUCAGGCGGUAACAACCAAGAUAAACAAACAGGCGGUGACAACCAAGAUAAACAAUCAGGCGGUGACAACCAAGAUAAACAAACAGGCGGUAACAACCAAGAUAAACAAACAGGCGGUGACAACCAAGAUAAACAAUCAGGCGGUGACAACCAAGAUAAACAAUCAGGCGGUGACAACCAAGAUAAACAAACAGGCGGUAACAACCAAGAUAAACAAACAGGCGGUGACAACCAAGAUAAACAAUCAGGCGGUGACAACCAAGAUAAACAAUCAGGCGGUGACAACCAAGAUAAACAAACAGGCGGUAACAACCAAGAUAAACAAACAGGCGGUAACAACCAAGAUAAACAAACAGGCGGUAACAACCAAGAUAAACAAACAGGCGGUGACAACCAAUCAGGCGGUGACAACCAAGACAAUCAAUCAGGCGGUGACAACCAAGACAAUCAAUCAGGCGGUGACAACCAAGACAAUCAAUCAGGCGGUGACAACCAAGACAAUCAAUCAGGCGGUGACAACCAAGACAAUCAAUCAGGCGGUGACAACCAAGACAAUCAAUCAGGCGGUGACAACCAAGAUAAACAAUCAGGCGGUGACAACCAAGAUAAACAAUCAGGCGGUAACAACCAAGAUAAACAAACAGGCGGUGACAACCAAGAUAAACAAUCAGGCGGUGACAACCAAGAUAAACAAACAGGCGGUAACAACCAAGAUAAACAAACAGGCGGUAACAACCAAGAUAAACAAACAGGCGGUAACAACCAAGAUAAACAAACAGGCGGUGACAACCAAUCAGGCGGUGACAACCAAUCAGGCGGUGACAACCAAGACAAUCAAUCAGGCGGUGACAACCAAGACAAUCAAUCAGGCGGUGACAACCAAGACAAUCAAUCAGGCGGUGACAACCAAGACAAUCAAUCAGGCGGUGACAACCAAGACAAUCAAUCAGGCGGUGACAACCAGGACAAUCAAUCAGGCGGUGACAACCAGGACAAUCAAUCAGGCGGUGACAACCAAGACAACCAAUCAGGCGGUGACAACCAGUCAGGCGGUGACAACCAGUCAGGCGGUGACAACCAAGACAACCAAUCAGGCGGUGACAACCAAGACAACCAAUCAGGCGGUGACAACCAAGACAACCAAUCAGGCGGUGACAACCAAGACAACCAAUCAGGCGGUGACAACCAAGACAAUCAAUCAGGCGGUGACAACCAAGACAAUCAAUCAGGCGGUGACAACCAAAACAAUCAAUCAGGCGGUGACAACCAAGACAAUCAAUCAGGCGGUGACAACCAAGACAACCAAUCAGGCGGUGACAACCAAGACAAUCAAUCAGGCGGUGACAACCAAGACAAUCAAUCAGGCGGUGACAACCAAGACAAUCAAUCAGGCGGUGACAACCAAGACAAUCAAUCAGACGGUGACAACCAAGACAACCAAUCAGGCGGUGACAACCAGUCAGGCGGUGACAACCAGUCAGGCGGUGACAACCAGUCAGGCGGUGACAACCAAUCAGGUGGUGACAACCAGUCAGGCGGUGACAACCAGUCAGGCGGUGACAACCAAUCAGGCGGUGACAACCAAUCAGGCGGUGACAACCAAGACAAUCAAUCAGGCGGUGACAACCAAGACAACCAAUCAGGCGGUGACAACCAGUCAGGCGGUGACAACCAAUCAGGCGGUGACAACCAAUCAGGUGGUGACAACCAAGACAAUCAAUCAGGCGGUGACAACCAAGACAACCAAUCAGGCGGUGACAACCAAGACAACCAAUCAGGCGGUGACAAGCAAGAUAAACAAGCAGGCGGUGACAAACAGACAGGAAAAUCUGGGGAUAAUACUAAUGGACAGGAUAACAGAGGUUGUGGGGUCAAUGAUGAUAUCGACAAUGAAGAAUCAGACGAUGUCGAUCAAGAAGGAGGUGAUGAAACGGACUCUGGAGAUGACAGAGAAGUGCAAUCAAAUGAUGAAAAUGAUGAUUCAGAUGACUCCGAUGAACAAAAUCGGGAGAUUAACGAUGAUGAUGAGUCUUUAGAUGAAAACCCUCGUCGCAGGUCACGAAGGUCUAGAAGACGAUUAAGGCGCAUUUUCAGGCGAAGGUUUGGCUCUAAGGAUCCAAGCCCAUAUGUUCAAGGCUUCCCUAUCAAAGGCAUCCCAUUAAACGACUUUAUUAAACAAAUCUUCCCUAACAGAGAUUUUACUUUGGAAGAAUACGAACGGUAUGUUCGUCGUCCCUACAGGAGAAUCCGGGCUCGUGCGAAUAGAAGAAGGCGUAGGGAAAGAUGCCCUUGCAAAGAACGACGACCAGAAAACUAAACGCGCUACAUACAAUGCACAUACCUACCUAGAAUAAGAAGUGAAGAAAUAAUCCGACAAAUGCGGCAAGAAAAUGGACUCCGAGUUAUUAAUAUUCAAACAAACAUAUAAUCAAUUUUGGUUGUGGAUAAAUUUUUAAUGGCAAUAAAUUCAAGCAAGCAUGAUAA
Molecule: messenger RNA, 3452 nt
Organism: Helicoverpa zea (corn earworm)
Lineage: Eukaryota; Metazoa; Arthropoda; Insecta; Lepidoptera; Noctuidae
Exons: 15
Coding region: 1-3285 (1094 amino acids)
Source: RefSeq, a predicted model, not a curated record